UUGUAAAGAAAUUUUUUCCGAAUUUUAUGGUUUACAUUUAAGAAAUUAAAUAAAUAUUUUGAAACUUUUGGCUGAAAUUAAAAAUGUAAAAAGGAAAGCUUCUUUUACAAAUAAGGUUUUAUUAAAAAGGUUAGCGGAGAAGAUACGUGAAAUAUUGGGUUUGGACUCGUUGAAUCGGCUGUAGAUAUACGUAUAAGCGUGUAUAAGUAAAUAACAAAAUAUUUUACAUGAGGACAAAAUUAUUUUUAAUCGUUAAUAAUAUAUGGUUUAGAAGAUAAUACAUAUUUUCUAAAAUGUAUUCCGUACUUCAUAAAAUAGAAAAUGCUCAUGAUGAUAGCAUUUGGACAUGCGCUUGGGGUUCUUUAAAGAAAAAAAUAGAAUUAGAAUCGGAUAAUGAAGAUUCAAGUGAAUCAAUGCAAUUUAAUGAAGAAGAAACAGUGGAAUAUUUAGUAACUGGUUCAGUUGACGAUACUGUUAAAGUUUGGGAACAAAAAGACAAAAGUUUACAAUUAAAAUAUAAGUUAACUGGUCAUUCACUUGGUGUUGUAUCUGUUGCUGUAAGUUCAGAUGGUACAAAAUGUGCAUCAAGUUCAUUGGAUUCUAGCUUGAAGUUAUGGGAUCUACAAACAGGAGGAAUGAUAUCAAGUGUUGAAGUAGGUCCUGUAGAUAUUUGGACAGUAGUAUUUUCUCCUGAUGAUAAAUUCAUUGUGUCUGGUAGUCAUUCAGGUAAAAUACAUUUAUAUGGAACAGAAAGUGGUAAACUGGAGCAAACUUUAGAUACCAGAGGUGGAAAAUUUACCUUAAGCGUUGCCUAUAGUCCUGAUGGUAAAUAUAUUGCUAGUGGUGCAAUAGAUGGUAUUAUCAAUAUUUUUGAUGUUGCCCAUGGAAAAGUAUUACGUACAUUAGAAGGUCAUGCAAUGCCUAUUAGGUCUCUUUGUUUCUCACCAGAUUCUCAGUUACUCCUUACAGCAUCAGAUGAUGGACACAUGAAAUUGUAUGAUGUAAAAGAUGCUAACUUAGCAGGAACCAUGUCAGGCCAUGCUUCUUGGGUUCUUGGUGUUUCUUUUGCUCCACAUGGUCAAGAAUUUGCAUCUAGUAGUUCAGAUCGUACAGUUAGAGUAUGGGAACUAGCUAACAGACGUUGCUUAUAUACAUUUAAUGAACAUAAUGAGCAGGUAUGGGCUGUAAAAUACAAUCCACAAACAAAUAAUAUAAUUGCAUCAGUAUCUGAAGAUAAGUCUAUCAAUUUAUAUAAAUGUCUGUAA
Messenger RNA from Eufriesea mexicana, 1265 nucleotides. Its product is annotated as WD repeat-containing protein 61. Gene Ontology annotation, cellular component: Cdc73/Paf1 complex. The coding region runs from base 294 to 1265 and encodes 323 amino acids. The transcript has 8 exons. Lineage: Eukaryota; Metazoa; Arthropoda; Insecta; Hymenoptera; Apidae. The record is from RefSeq and is a predicted model, not a curated record. Gene Ontology annotation, molecular function: protein binding.